Messenger RNA from Vanessa tameamea, 1367 nucleotides. RefSeq lists its product as uncharacterized. The record is from RefSeq and is a predicted model, not a curated record. The transcript has 6 exons. Bases 136 to 990 code for a protein of 284 amino acids. NCBI's taxonomy places the organism in Eukaryota, Metazoa, Arthropoda, Insecta, Lepidoptera, Nymphalidae.
UUCGGAGGGGACGCACGUCUGUUCCCGUGAACCCUCCUCAUCGCGUAUUACGACUAAAUAUAUUGAGGUGAAAUUGUGCUUUUUAAAAGUGUUUUAAAUAAUGUGAAUGAUGGUUUAGUGUGUGACAUUCUAAAAAUGGUCGUGUUACUGAUCUUUGGCCUGUUUAUUGCUCGCAGUGUAUGCCACACGAUAACAUUCUUGGACGUUCCACGUUGGGCAGAUCCGAGAAUAGAAGCCGAGUUGCGUUGUCAUUACGCGAAACAACCACUCGAUCCUCCACUUCACUCCGUCAAGUGGUACAGAGGCACACACGAGAUAUUCAGAUACACACCACAAGAAUACGAAACACGAGCCUUCAACAGCAGCGGGGUCUCAGUGACGAACAGCUCUUGUGACACUUUCGCUUGUGUUAUCACCAUAAAACCUGAACCCGGUACUGCGAAGUACACUUGUGAGGUUUCCAGCGAGGGCCCCAGAUUUGCGGUGGAUAGAAAAUCGGCUAACAUGACAUUAGGUGUGUUACCUGAAUAUGAGCCACUGAUAACUGGUCUUCCCACAUUCGUGAAUGCGGGCGAACAGGCACUCGUCAACUGCACAUCUGACUAUUCACUGCCAGCUGCUACAAUAGACUGGUUCGUGGAUUCUGAACCUCAGGAGGAUCCAGUUAUAACCGGCGAAACUCAUGUCUCGGGUGCAGACGGUGACGGUCUCCGUGCAUCGUGGAGGACUCUACACGUAUAUCCCGACGACUACUCCACGCAUCGGGGUUUUCUCGCCCUGCAGUGCCGUGCGACACUGCCCACGCGGCCACCUCACGUCCGUAGCAUGGCCGUACGGCUUUAUGUCGCGAGUCGACCUCACAUAUCAUCUUAUAUGUUAAGUAAAAAUAAUGCUGUAGGGAAAAAUAACGCAAUCAGAUUACAGAACGAUCUGUGUCUAUGGACGUUAUUAUUGCUCGGGAGAAAACUUGUGCCUUGUCUAGUGAAAUAAAUGUAUGACUGAAUAAACGAAUUACUAUGGACUUAAGUUACGUAAUGCUGUGGACGUAAUAUAGACUUAACAUAUGUAUAUUUAAUUAAAUUAUCAAAACCUUCUCUCAACUACUGUAAUUGUUUGUUAGUCACAAACAUAUUACAAAAUUAUAUCUUCGACUAAAUUCGAAUACGUAUUUCUUAAAAACAGAUUACUGAAAUAAAAUCUCAUUGAAUAAUAAUGUUCAAAAAUGAUAAAUGAAAAUAAUUUUCGUCCAUAAAUUGAGAUCUAAUAUGAAGGAUUUAGUCAACGAUAUAUUAAUGUCAAUUAGAUUAUUAAGGAUCGGUUCGGUAAAAUAGACUUGUGUUAUUAAUGAUUUUCAUAUAUUUCUCGUU